AAAAUCCUCCAUCUUGGUUGCAACACAUAAAGUUCUAUGAAGUUUCUAGUUUCUUAGUUUACCCUCUACUUUAUCUUUUUGAAUAGAUAGUCUACUGCUUGUUUCUAUCGUUUGCACUUAAUUUCUAACGGUUAGGAUUGUAAUAGUUUGAUUUUCCUUGAAAAAGGAGAAAACAAGUUGGAUUGAAAAAGAGAGAUCCGAUGACGAAAGAGAAGAGCCUAAUUCUCGACGUUUCCGGUUGGCUUAGACUCUUCGACGAUGGCUCCGUCGACCGGACUUGGACCGGACCGCCGGAGGUGAAGUUCGUCGCGGAGUCUGUGCCGCCUCAUGACGACUUCAUCGAUGGAGUCGCCGUUCGUGACUUGGUGAUUGAUCAGAACUCUGGUCUCCGUGUUAGAAUCUAUUUACCGGAGGUGAAAUGCGGCCGCGGAAAGAAACUGCCAGUUAUCGUUCAUUUUCAUGGCGGUGGAUUUUGUAUUAGCGAAGCAGAUUGGUUUAUGUAUUAUCAUACUUACACUAACCUUGUUAGAUCUGCCGAAGCAAUUUGUGUCUCUGUUUAUCUCCGUCGAGCGCCAGAGCACCGUCUUCCAGCGGCGAUCGACGACGGCUUCUCCGCUCUCAAGUGGUUGCAAUCGGUGGCUCUCGGUAACGAAAUCGAGCCGUGGAUAGUCGAAAACGCGGAUUUCAACCGCGUUUUCCUAAUCGGAGAUAGCUCUGGCGGAAAUCUCGUUCACUCUGUCGCUGCCCUAGCCGGAGAAACCGAUCUUACUCCGCUGAAACUAGCUGGUGGGAUUCCGAUUCAUCCUGGUUUUGUCCGAGCAAAACGAAGCAAAUCAGAGAUGGAGAAUCCACAAUCGCCAUUCUUGACUCUGGAUAUGGUAGACAAAUUUCUGAGCCUCGCAUUACCGGUGGGGAGUUCAAAGGAUCAUCCGAUUACAUGUCCGAUGGGAAUCGACGCGCCGCCGCUCGAAAGGCUAAAUCUGCCGCCGUUUUUACUGUGCAUUGCAGAUAAGGAUCUGAUAAUCGACACUGAAAUGGAGUAUUACAAAGCAAUGAAGGUAGCAAAUAAAGAAGUGGAGCUUUUAAUGAGCAAAGGAAUGGGACAUAGCUUCUAUUUGAACAAGAUCGCCAUGAAAAUGGACCCAGAAACAGCUGCUGAAUCGGACCACCUCUUCGCCGGAAUUGCUCGAUUUAUAAAGCAACAUUAGCAGCGUUUUCCGGUGAAUCUUUGCAUACCUCCGUCGUGGACGGUGAAUUGUAUCAAGUUUCUGGUGAAUAAUGGUAGUCCUUAUCAACAAGCUGGCAGUGGAGAAUUUAAGAUCGAUCUUACCUUCUUUUUUUAUGUAUAAAUCUUAAAAAAUUAUACAAAUUGUAAGUUUAGUCUUAAAUCCAAAGGUUAUAUUUUCUGGAAAAGUCUAUAGUCCAAAGUUCCAAUUUAAAUUAUAGGUUUACUAAAAAAAAUUAAUAAAUAAAAUAAUUAUUGGGGAAAAAAA
This is a messenger RNA of Benincasa hispida (wax gourd), 1493 nucleotides long. Its product is annotated as strigolactones hydrolase CXE15-like. The record is from RefSeq and is a predicted model, not a curated record. Gene Ontology annotation, molecular function: hydrolase activity. Lineage: Eukaryota; Viridiplantae; Streptophyta; Magnoliopsida; Cucurbitales; Cucurbitaceae.